AUGGCUCUUGCGUACACAUAUUCCUUUCUUCUCUUCCUCCUUUUCUUAUCCCCAAACACAUCCCAAGCCACCUCUCGAGCCCCCAACCGCAUGCUGGCUAUGGUACAGCAACAACCCCUUGUCCUCAAGUACCACAAGGGUCCACUCCUCAAGGGCAAUAUAACCCUCCAUCUCAUAUGGUACGGUGCCUUCACCCCUACACAACGCUCCAUAAUCCUCGAUUUCAUCCAAUCCCUAAGCGCCAUGUCAUACCACUCCCCUUCCGUCUUCUCAUGGUGGCAAACCACCCAGAGCUACAGGGGAGGCCCCUCCACCCUCGUCGUCGGGAACCAAAUCCUCGACCACACUUACUCCCUCGGCAAAUCACUCAAAACGCGCCACCUCCUCGCACUCGCCUCCAACCCCAAACUAACUUCCCCACCACGCGGUCGCGCUGUCCACGUCAUCCUCACAUCCGCUGACGUGGUAGUCGAGGACUUCUGCAUGAACCAGUGCGGCACCCACGGGUCGGGUCGGGUCAACAAACGGAGCGGAAAGAAGAUAGCGUACGCUUGGGUGGGUAAUCCUGUCACACAGUGUCCGGGUCAGUGCGCGUGGCCCUUCCACCAACCCGUUUAUGGUCCUCAAACGGCGCCGUUAGUAUCACCGAACGCCGACGUUGGGAUUGACGGGAUCGUUAUAAACUUGGCAACAGUUUUGGCGGGGGUAGUUACGAAUCCUGCGCCGCUUGAGGCAGUGUCGGCGUGCACCGGCGUAUUCGGGAAAGGAGCGUAUCCGGGUUAUGCGGGUAACGUUUUGGUGGAGAAGACGACGGGUGCUAGCUACAACGCGGUGGGUGUGCGUGGCCGGAAAUUCUUGCUUCCGGCGAUGUGGGACCCACGCACCUCCGCGUGCAAGACCCUCGUCUGA
Abrus precatorius (Indian licorice) is the source of this 909-nucleotide messenger RNA. Its product is annotated as protein EXORDIUM-like 4. NCBI's taxonomy places the organism in Eukaryota, Viridiplantae, Streptophyta, Magnoliopsida, Fabales, Fabaceae. The transcript has 2 exons. The record is from RefSeq and is a predicted model, not a curated record. Bases 1 to 909 code for a protein of 302 amino acids.